CUGGAUACCGCGUCAGAAUGUUUAAUCCUCGCUUUCUCGUUGUCAGUCUGGGCAAUCCCUUGCCCAAAUACGAAAGUCUACAUUCUGCCGGUCAUUUCGCUCUCAAUGGCCUUGCUCAAGUCUUGCGUCAACCCUCGUUUCGAGAGGUGACUUUCGGAAAUCAGACAUGCCUGGUAUCUCAAGGCCCAAAAUACACCCUGGUUCAAUCGCCUACUCUGAUGAACGUCUCUGGACGUUUUGUUGCAAAGGCGUGGAAAGAAAUGACCAAUCAACAUGACCCCUCAUCACUCAGUCUAGUGAUUGUUCACGAUGAACUCGAAAAGGACUUGGGCAUUGUGCGGCUCACGGCGUGGGACCGAAGUCACAAAGGUCACAAUGGCAUCAAAAGUGUCAAGGGAUCUCUUUCGCAAAAUAAAUACCCAACGUCGCCAUUUGUACGAAUUGCUGUUGGGAUUGGACGACCAGCGGAGAGGGACCCGGAGACCGUUAGCCGUUACGUUCUUGAUCGGAUAUCAAGCGACAAAAGGAGAAUUCUAGAAGAGGAAGCACCAUGGAAAGUUGCCGAGUGCCUUGUUGAGCUGGAAAAAGAAUGGAAGGCUGAGCUCAAGACAUGAUUCGACCACCUGGACAGGGUCCUAUCAACUGCGACGAUGCAACCCCAGAAUUCUGUUGCGCCAGUAACAGCGUUUUGUCUCAAGAAAAGCAAGACGCAAGUGCAGUCUGGAACAUUACAGCUCUGUUUUCAGGCCAAUCUCGAAACAAGGUCACGGGCGAUCAGAAUGGUCGUUAUUUGACCACGGUCAAAAUACUAUCAACAGAGAUACCCAACUGAGAUAUCUGAGUCCCG
This is a messenger RNA of Fusarium oxysporum Fo47, 847 nucleotides long. RefSeq names its product aminoacyl-tRNA hydrolase. The transcript is spliced from 2 exons. Gene Ontology annotation, molecular function: peptidyl-tRNA hydrolase activity. Lineage: Eukaryota; Fungi; Ascomycota; Sordariomycetes; Hypocreales; Nectriaceae. The coding region runs from base 18 to 614 and encodes 198 amino acids. The record is from RefSeq and is a predicted model, not a curated record.